Molecule: messenger RNA, 1923 nt
Organism: Rhizoctonia solani
Lineage: Eukaryota; Fungi; Basidiomycota; Agaricomycetes; Cantharellales; Ceratobasidiaceae
Product: Tyrosine kinase family catalytic domain protein
Exons: 11
Coding region: 1-1923 (640 amino acids)
Biological process (GO): protein phosphorylation
Molecular function (GO): ATP binding; protein kinase activity; protein binding
Source: RefSeq, a predicted model, not a curated record
AUGUCUCAGUCAGGUUUGUCCUCGCGGAUUGAUCAAGGAGCAGUCGUAGACGAGGGUCAUCAAACAUGGGUUUGGUCAGUUGCAUUCUCCCCGGAAGGCAACUCGGUCGCAUCUAGCUCUCAUCGAACCAUUCGCAUCUCGGAUUUAUAUCGUCCAGUGCCCAUAAGCGAAGGAUUUGGGGGGCACACAAAAUGGGUUCAUUCGGUGUCAUACUCCCCUCUUGGAACGGUCUUGGCUUCCGGAUCUAUGGACUGUACGAUUCGCCUCUGGGAUUUGAGCACCGGCAGACAAGUAGAUGAGCACUUUAUGGGUCGUAGAAAUUGGGUCCACUCGGUGGAUUUUUCCCCCGAUGGUCGUCACAUUGCCUCUGGCUCCAGCAAUAGUACCGUCAAAAUAUGGAGUGUUCAGAAUGGAAUAUCUGCUUGUAAUUCAUUCAAAGGUCACUCGUAUGCAGUUUGCUCAGUUGCAUACUCCCCUGAUGGUACUCAAAUUGCUUCUGGUUCUUGCGAUAGCACAGUUCGCCUGUGGCAUGUUGAGUGCGGAAAAUCAGUAAUAGAGCCUAUCGCUGCGCAUAAAGCCACAGUUCGUUCGGUUGCCUUUUCCCCAGACGGUUCUCAGAUUGUCUCUGGCUCCUGUGAUAAAACACUACGGCUAUGGGAUACUCGCAGUGGGAAGGUGAUCGGCAACCCAUACACAGGUCACUCGGGGUUCGUUUGGUCUGUUGCAUUUUCCCCGAAUGGUACAUACAUUGCCUCUGGUUCCAUGGAUAACACGGUUCGUUUAUGGGAUAUCAGAACUGGUCACGAGAUCAACGAGCCAUUCCAAGAACAUACCGGCCCCGUCUACUCGGUCGCGUUUUCUCCUUGUGGUACACGUAUUGCGUCUGGUGGUACCGAUAAAAAAGUAGUAAUACGGAACCUAUUGGGGACCAAACCUGAAGCACACUAUCAUGCUGAACCUGACGCAGACCAUGAUUCCCAGAGUCUGGCUGAGGUUGGGUCUGAUCAGGUUGAAUUUGGACAUACACAGACAAUUAACAGUCACAUGUCUCGUCAGGAAUUGUUUGAUGCGCUUUUGGAUCAUGGCUGUACUGAUCUAUCAACACGAAUGGACCCAAGUCAGCACGGCGCGAUCUUAGUUUCCGGAGGCGGAUUUGGUGAUAUAUGGAAGGGCGAGUUACACAACCAAUCUAAGGUUGCAAUCAAAGCAUGGAGAGCGUUUUCGACCAAACAGUGUGAUUACAAAACUCUUAAGCGCGCCACGCGCGAAAUCUAUUACUGGUCAAAAAUGAAACAUGAUCAUAUACACGAACUUAUGGGAGUGAUUAUCUUCAAAGACUAUUCAUUUGGUAUGGUUUCUGAGUGGAUGGAGAAUGGUAACCUUCACGAAUACCUACGCAAGAAUCGUAAAGUCGACCGGAUUCAAAUGUGUGUUCAAGUUGCAUCUGGCCUUGCAUAUAUGCAUCGACACAACAUGGUCCAUGGCGACGUCAAAGCUGUAACUGAUAUUUCACCUCAAGGUACAGUCAAACUGACUGACUUUGGGCUAUCAUCCAUGUCUUCAGCUAGCCUUGCCUUCUCGGCAACUAGCAGCCAGUCAGGUUCUAUUCGCUGGGCAGCCCCUGAGCUCCUAUCUGCAACAGAGUGCAAAACCAAGCGGUCCGAUAUAUAUGCACUUGCAAUGACCAUACUGGAGGUAUUUACCACAGAUGUACCAUAUCCACAGUGCCAGUGGGAUUUCCAGGUCAUGAACAAAGUGACACAGGGUGUCCUGCCGACUCGUCCAAUAGACCAACUGAAAAAUGAUAAGCUUGGUGAUACAUUAUGGCAGCUACUCGUGAAUUGCUGGAGUCGUAACCCGUAUGCUCGACCCACGAUUGAAGAAGUGCAUAAAGUGCUCGUCCUUAUUUCCUCGGAUAAUUAA